GUACUGGAAGUUCAUCUAAAUGAGAAAAUCAAUUUAAAAGUCGACAGUAAGUUUUUACAUGAAUUUCCGGUUAAAAUACAGCACAUAUUGAUUAUAAUAGGCAAUAAGCCCAAUCCUUCUUUUUGCAUGUUUGACAUGGAAACAAACUGCAGGCAGGAGCCGUUCUGCUGCAUGUUUCAAGCUGGUGGGACUAACAGAUGGCAAUAAUGGGAUUACAAUAAUCGGAUUUUUAAAAGUGGCAUAUGUAAUCUUAAACACCUACUGUAAAAACACAGUAAUCUGAUUACAGACUCUUUGAAGAGAAGAAUGCAGAAAGCAUUUAGAUAAAAUUAAUGAGACUUGAUUUUGUUAUAGCGUUACUGGAAAUGUCUUCAGUCUGUUCAGCUGUGAAGCGGAAUAAAGCCUUCUUUCUUUCCCUGUUCAGUCGAGGUGUGGGAUGCAUUAGGAGAUCAUACAGCGCGGGGACGCCCCCAAGUGGACAUCAGCAGCAUUACAGCAUCAGUCCAAGAUAAAAAUAGUGGAAGUUAACGCAGGCAGAGCUCGGACACGAUGGAGACAGAAAUACUGAGAAUGAUCUGCGCCAAUCAAGGAGCAGUCAACACGGAGGAUUUAGUGUAUAAUCUGUUUUCCGGCGAUCCCACGAAGGUGUCGGAGAUCAUAUCUAACCGAGAGAAAUUUGCUCGGUGUUGUCCAAACGGACAGCCGAAGGUGGUGGCCAGGACCCGCCUGAGACUUUGCAGAGCCAAAGACUGCCCGGGGACGUGCAGGGGUCUGCACCUGUGCAAAAACUUCCUCUUCGGAUUCUGUGAGUUCAGUCAGCUCAGGAGGGGCUGCAGCUUCUCCCAUGAGCUGACCUCUGAGCAUAACCAAAGACGUCUGAGGCAGCAUGAGCUGGAGAGCCUGAGCCGAGAGGAGCUGUGCACCCUGCUGCUGCAGAGUGACCACACACUCCUUCCUGCUAUAUGCUACGACUACAACAACGGUGAUGGAGAGUUCGGCAGGUGUCAGGAUGGUGAUGGUUGCAGGAGGCUCCACAUCUGUGAGAACUACAUCAGCCGUGAAUGCAGCUGCUGGAAGAACCACGAUUUUAAUGCUCCACAGCCAUUCAGAGCUUUGAAAGCUAGAGGCGUACCUGACACACUCUUUCAGUCCUUGAAGGCUGCUUAUGCAAAUAAACAGGCUUUGAAGCUGGCUGGAACCCACAGGGAAGAUAGAGUCCACAGAGGAAACUGCUCCAGUGGUGAAGUCUCUGCUAAUGACAACAACACUGAUGAAAGCAGUCUUUUUGGUAAGAGCAAAAAGCGGCCACGCCGUUGGGAUAGAGGGAAAGACGGUAACCUGGUCAACCGAGAAAACGCCCGUUUCUCAAGUGACAUUCAUGCAGCUGACGAUGAAGCUGGAACCCACAGGGAAGAUAGAGUCCACAGAGGAAACUGCUCCAGUGGUGAAGUCUCUGCUAAUGACAACAACACUGAUGAAAGCAGUCUUUUUGGUAAGAGCAAAAAGCGGCCACGCCGUUGGGAUAGAGGGAAAGACGGUAACCUGGUCAACCGAGAAAACGCCCGUUUCUCAAGUGACAUUCAUGCAGCUGACGAUGAAGCUGCAAAAGCUAACAAAGGGCACAACAAGAGACAGAGGACCAUUAGAGAUAAAACAGAGAUCUGCAUGUACUUCAUUAAAGGUCACUGCAAACAUGAUGAUCGAUGUUUUAAAGCUCAUGACAAGAUGCCGUACCGAUGGCAGGUCCAAGAUGGAGUCCAGUGGACUGAUUUGCCCGAUAAUGAGACAAUUGAGAGAGACUACUGUGACCCCAGUAACUCAUACAGUAGCACCAGCCCGGCCGUGCACUUUGACACGAUGACGUUUGGACAGAACAAAGUGCGUCGACUCUCGACAGAAAACUCUGUGAUCGAGCCAACCUUCAUCCACACCACCGAGUGGCUUUGGUACUGGCAGGAUGAGUUUGGGAGUUGGAACAUGUUUGCAUCUGCUAUUGGUGGACACGAAGCAGAAGACAUCAACAGCGCAAAGCUGUAGGAGAAGUUUCUGGCCAAUGAUAAAGACGUGGUGGAGUUCACUGCUGGUUCACAGUCAUAUUCACUCAGUUUCCAAGCGAAUCUCACUCCAGCGCAGCUCAGAAGAAUUUAAGGAGGCUGAAGCUCUUUUCUAUAAAACCAUGAAAGACUGUGACAUCACCAACAUUGAGAGGAUUCAGAACAAAGAUCUAUGGGAAAAAUUUCAGAUGUACGUAUUUCAUUGAA
Neolamprologus brichardi is the source of this 2261-nucleotide messenger RNA. Lineage: Eukaryota; Metazoa; Chordata; Actinopteri; Cichliformes; Cichlidae. The record is from RefSeq and is a predicted model, not a curated record.